AUGAUGUUGGCAAAUAAACCAAACGGUUACAGUUCAUCAGUCGCUAAUACUUCUGAAAAGGAGGUAUCAGAUUUUUCUGAAAGCGAGGCUAAUGAUGGUGGAAACCGUGUAGAAUCAGCGCAACCAGAUUUAGUUGUCGCGAGAGAUGAAAGCAAAUGGGUAUGGCGAAUGCGUUUGUUGGUGGCGUUUGUCCUCAUGUUUGCUAUGAUUGCAGUGUGUGUAGGAGUGUACAUCGACGGACGCAAUAGUGAGCAAGAAAAUUUUGAAAAAGACUUCGAGGGACUAGUCGACAAGUUGGUGGUUUCCUUCGAGUCCAUGGUGAAACAACGAUUUGGAGCGAUAGACCUUUUCUUCUCCGAUGUGACUGUGAGUGCAAAUGAGUCUUGGCCUUUCGUCACUCCGCCGGAAUAUACAAGACGAAUGAAAGCGGUUCAUGAGAUGGCAGCGCUUUUUCUGUCAUCAGUGCUCGUGAGAGUCACGGAUGAUCAACGAACUGAAUGGGAGGAGUAUGCGGUGGCAAAUCAAGAUUGGAAACGAGAUGGCAUGGCGUUCUCGAUGGGCAUGGACCCAGCAGACAUCGUCGCGGCACCAAUACCACCCACAAUAAUGGACAAAGAUACUUUCCCUGAUGAGAUAGUUGUUGAUCAAGGUCCUGGGCCAUAUUUUGUUAUGUGGACGAUGCAUCCGGUUACCAACAGCACAAUGCCGAGCAAGAACAUGUACAGAGAUCCGGAGCACCGACCGAUCAUGGAUUAUGUCGUUGCCAACAGGAGACCUGCAUUUGGAGCCAGCUCUGACUACACUGAUCCGGGUACGCCAAAGGUCGGUAGAUACAUCAGGUUCCAACAAGCUGAUAAUUGGGAAUAUCAAGAUGACCCAGUUGCUUUUCUCCAAUAUCCGAUCUACGAUAAACUGGGCGAAGAUCGCUCUGUUGUUGCCAUUUUCUUUACCACCGUCUACUGGAGAACAUACUUCAAUGGCCUUUUGCCCAACGGUGCUGAUGGUAUAUAUGUCAUCCUGGAAAACACAUGUGGGCAACAGUAUACCUACCAAGUUGAUGGGCUCGAGGCUAGGUUUGUUGGUCGCGGUGACCUUCAUUCUUCCGAGUAUGAUUAUCUAUCACGACAGUCGAACAUUGACUUGAUCUUUGAUUAUGAACCAGGAACAGCUGGGCAGGAUGACGAUCCUAGUUGUCACUACAGCAUCCGAGUAUAUCCGUCUGAUGAAUUUCGAAACCGCUACGAAACAUCCGAGCCUCUACUAUUUGCAAUCAUUCUUGCUGCCGUUUUUGUGUUCACAGCUGCAUUCUUUCUCUUAUACGACUUUAUGGUAGAAAGACGACAGAAGGCGGUCAUGAAAUCGGCACUGCAGUCCGGAAAGCUUGUACAUUCCUUGUUCCCCGAGGCUGUCAGGGAUCGCUUGUAUGAGGAACAAGAAGCGAAAAGCAAGGCUGCAACAUGGGAAGCAGAAGGUAACAAUAAUGGUGUGGUUGACCAGAAGCAGGCCAUUGCUAGCGAGUACCCUGGGACCACAAUCUUCUUCGCUGACAUCGUCGGAUUCACCAAGUGGAGUGCAACUAGAACUCCAGUUGAGGUAUUUCAAUUGCUGGAGGCUUUAUAUGGCGAGUUUGACACCAUUGCCAACAAACGAGGUGUCUUCAAAGUCGAAACUAUCGGCGACUGCUACGUGGCAGUCACUGGACUUCCAAAUCCGCAAGAAAGACAUGCCGAGAUCAUGGUAAAGUUUUCUGUCGAUUGUCUUGCAAAAAUGAGAAAUGUGAUUCUUUCAUUGGUGGACUCAUUAGGAGAGGAUACAGAAAACUUGUCGAUGCGUGUAGGUCUUCACAGUGGACCAGUUACUGGAGGUGUUCUUCGCGGACAAAAGUCUAGGUUCCAGCUCUUUGGAGAUACUGUGAAUACAGCAUCAAGGAUGGAGAGCAAUGGAAUGAGUGGCAAGAUCCAUGUGUCCCAAUCCACAGCUGAUGAGCUAGUGAAGCUAGGUCGGUCUACAUGGUUAGCGGCUUGUGACGAGAAGUUACCAGUCAAAGGGAAGGGUGAUAUGCAGACAUAUUUUGUCCAGCCCAGCAGCUUGACCAUGUCGGUAUCACGCCAUUCCUCCAGUUACAAUUGA
Messenger RNA from Cylindrotheca closterium, 2130 nucleotides. The record is from the annotation of a GenBank genome assembly. NCBI's taxonomy places the organism in Eukaryota, Bacillariophyta, Bacillariophyceae, Bacillariales, Bacillariaceae.